This is a messenger RNA of Episyrphus balteatus (marmalade hoverfly), 2147 nucleotides long. RefSeq lists its product as uncharacterized. Gene Ontology annotation, molecular function: DNA binding. The coding region runs from base 467 to 2104 and encodes 545 amino acids. The record is from RefSeq and is a predicted model, not a curated record. NCBI's taxonomy places the organism in Eukaryota, Metazoa, Arthropoda, Insecta, Diptera, Syrphidae. The transcript is spliced from 4 exons.
UUUCUAGCUUUUCGUUAGUGAUUUAAUUAAAAAAAAAAAAUGGUUGUUUAUUGUAAUUAUAAAGGGUGUAAAAAUAAAGCUUUAUAUGGUAUAGGCAGAUUCAAGUUGCCUAAAAAUGAACAUUUACGAAAAAUUUGGAUUUUUAAUUGCGGUAUUGAAUGUUCAGGGAAGCGUAUGCAUUUGUUGCAUAUAUGUGUUGAUCAUUUUGACAAAAAAUAUGUGAGCAUGGGUAAAGUACCUAGAGUUUCAUCGACUGCUAUACCAAUACCAUAUUGGUGUGAACAAAAUAAUUUAAAUGAAAACAGUGAACAUUGUGAAAAUAUUGUCUGGAGUUCGUAUGAAAACCAAGGUGUAUUGAGUGAAGUGUCCGCUGUAUAACAUUUUGACGGUCAAAUUACUAUAAAAAAAACGAAUUUUGGUUAUUUUAUUUAUUUAGAAACACGUCAUAGUACAUAGUAUUUGAAAAAUGUCGAAGCGCAAGGCUGUUGCCCUUUCGGAAAAAUUAACAAUGAUUGAACAUGUUAAAAAAGGCGCAAAACAAAAAGAUGUGGCUAAAGAAUUUGGUACUUCUGAAAAAACUUUGUCGCAAAUUUUAAGAUCAGAAGAUAAAAUAUUAAAGUUUGCGAAAGAAAGUUCGAAUAGAAAUCUAAAUGAAUUAAAAAGAAUAAAAUACGGUAGCAAAAAUGAUACGGCACAAUGGAAAGAUAUUUUAAAUUGGGUACCGCCAGCAGAAGAAAAGAAAAUCUCUGGCUCUAUACCCAAAGACACACUGAUAGAAUCUUCGGAUGAGCUGGAAGAUAUAAAAACACGGACAAAACUAAGAACCAACAAACAACAGCUGCAGCGAUUUAUCGAACUAUUGCAAUCAAAUGUAGAAGUUGCGAGAGCGACUUCUUUGAAACAUGAAGCAAUAUACAAAUGGGACGAAUUUACGUUACAACUUAAUAAACUGGGUCCACCAAAGAAAGAUUGGGAGCAAUGGUUUAGGGUAUGGUCAGAGUUAAAAGCUAUGGUAAGGAAAAAGAAUAAGAAGGCAUGUCAGCCACCUACUAAAACUCUUCCAAAUGGAACUCUUAUUAAACAUGUUGUUCAAUUCACCGAGUUGGAAAAGACUGUUAUUGAAAUCCUUGGUUUGGAUAAGGAUGAAAAUGAAUCCGGGAACCAAGAAAUAAAAACUUCACGUUCCAACUUUUCCAUUACAUUAGAUGGCACAGGAGAUGAUGACGUUAGUUUUGAACCCACGAAUAAGAGAAUAAAAUACAAUACCUAUGAAUCUGUAACAAAACAGUCAUCCACCGAAUCAGAAGAAGAACCAUCAACAUCCAACCCAAGCACACAAACUAUUCCAAGACUGAAGGAGCUGGAAGAGGUUUCUACUGAAAUAAAAUUCGAGGAGGAAGAAGAAGUAGAUUAUGAAGACACUAUAUCAGUAUACAGCAUAAUAGAUGAUGACAUUAAGUUUGAAGACACAGAUUUUGAUGAGGAAAUGACGCAAACAAAUACCAACGAAUCUCUAAAUAAACAAGCCGAUGAACAACCAUUUAUUAAAACUGAACCAGAAGAUCAUGAUGUCGAGGAAGUUCUUCCUCAACUUUCAACCUACAUAAAAACUGAACCAGUAGAACAAGAACCCGAAGAAGAACAGCCGUCGAUAUCUAUAAAAACCGAACCAGGAGAAAAUCAAGCCGAAAAAGAGCAGCCAUCGUCCAUAUUUAUUAAAACUGAGCCAGAAGAACAUUCCAUCUCCACUCCCAUCAUUCAAACCGUGCCAAAACCAAUUCCUCUACCAACGCCCUCGGAGGAUUGUAAGAAAGCUAUUGAAGAACAAACUUUAGCUCAAAAAGAAUUUUACAAAAAUAUGACAGUUUUCAUGGGUGAUAUGAGAAGAAGUAUGAGCAACAUUGAAGAUUAUAUCAAAAGAAGUGUUCAACAAAAAGAUGAUCUUCUGGAAGUGAAAAAACUGAAAUUAAAAGCGUUUCAGGAAGCAAAGUUAGAAGAAAGUAUCGAAAGAAAACAAAAGUUGAAAAUGAAAGCUGAGCUUUUGGCACUUAAAAAAUUGAAAAGUAUUACAAAGGCUGGAAACAUUUCAAAUGAUUCAAAAUAGUUUUUUAAAAAUUCUAUUAAGAAUAUAAGAAAUAAAAAAAGUU